UACAACUGUGAGAAACAUGCACUGAUGUUCACUCAGAACACACUCCAUGAUGCCUCUGAAACGGCACGUCUCCACGGGGUCUCCACGGAGCGUUUUCUCUUAGAAAACAUGCGCUUUCUACCAACUUCCCUGUGGCUAACUGAUCCAUUCCUCCUCCAGCUAGUUUGGCCCAAAUGAAUGCAUGGCAGCUUUGUUGUUCACCCGCCUCAUGACAAGGCUUGAAACACACCAAAUCGUGCAGGUUUGCAGCAUUUCGGUGACCACACCCUCAGGAAGCCACCGGUUAGCGCUCAGGGCCUGAUGUUUAACUACCUGAGUGCUUAUUCAUGAUCUGAUUCAAGUCUGCUCUUUGGUUUAGUGUUCAGAGGCACAUUUAAGCGCUCUGGCACUGCUGACACGCAGAGCACAUUGGAAGGGAAAAAACCCAGCCCUGCCAGCUGACUGUACGGGACCUUUAAUGCAGCUGCAGCUCGUCAUUCAGAUGCUGAGCGGAGCCGCGGACGACCGGAGGAGGGACGCUUUUCUAGGAAGACCAGACCGCGUCUCCUUUCCGCUCACAGUUUUUAAACCCCACUUCGAUGCACACUGAGGGAUUUUCUUGUUAUUUAUAGUAUUUAGCAGGGAAAGAGCUGCCCCGCAUGCAGACUGAGCGGAUUGCGGCACUCAAAGCGUCCUGAAUGAUCGGAGCUCAGCAGCAGCAGCAGCAGCAGCAGCAUCACACUGUAUGAAAUGCGUCACCGUGAUCCAGUUUUCCCAUUUCCAGCUAUCGGCGCUGCACUCACGGACUGUUCCCCGCACUGACUAUUUCAUCAGGUAACCACAUGCGCGGGCCGGUGUCACCGCGCUGAGCCCGGAGAGCACGAAGGGUACCUGGGUCAGAGAGACAAGAGUGGCCGGGAAACAUGGACCGGAUGACAGCCAGAACCUCUGAGGCCUCGGGACUGUCGGUGCCGCCGCACCGCUGUCACGGGGUUCACCAGGCCAGUAACGGGACCUGCGCGGAGCAGCUCAGCAUCUUUCCGCCCUUCUCCUCCACCCUCGCGCUCCUCGUGCUGGUCGCCGUGCUCGUGGGGAUCAUCCUCGUUUCCCUGGCAACGUUCCACUUCCACAAGAGGAAGCUCCGGAACAGGAAGAUCCAGCGCGCGCAGGAGGAAUACGAGCGCGACAGUCGCAACCCCGCGCGCGCCGGGGCGAGCGGAGAGCCCGCGAGGCCGUGCGUCAUCGUCCGACCGGUGAAAUGCGAGGAGAAGCCCUCGUGUCGCGGCGCGGACAGCGGGGACGUCGAGGCGGCGGAGGACAACCAGGCGCCGCACGACUCAGCUCCGCUUGACUGUUAACUCGGUGCAACUUCAGGGAACGAGACUGUGGAAUAAACAGGAAAAGCAAUAAGGCACAAAGAACCCCACACACCCACCUCUGCUGCUUGUAGAUGACUUAGAAGCCGUAGGAUAAGUGCAGAAUACUGAGCAGAAUAGUAGGCCUAGAAGUUAACACUAGUCGGCUGCCACACGGGCACAUAGGUUAGCUAUGUGGACAUAAACCUUCCUAAUACACUAGUAUUUAGCCAACUGGCAAUUCCUUAUGGGACUGUAUAAAGUAUUUGCCUGCUUUGACUUUUGGACCUCUUCCUCUUCCCCUGCCUAAAACGUUGUUUAAACCUCAAAGAUGUUUAAACUUUCGAUCCAUCCCGGGAUGUGACACAUGGUUGUGUUAAAUUAUUAAGAGCUGGUGACACAACACAGACCUUAAUGGCUCGCAGAUCUUCCUUGGCAUGUCCUUCCGACACACUACCAGUAUGUAGUUAGACUAUAAUGGAUGUUGUGGUGCUGUUAGGCAGUGCAAAGCUGCAUAUAGGCUGUAGAAAUGGCUUAUUUGUAUGCGUAGUAUUUUUUCCUUGAAUUAAGUGACUUAGCAUAUUUGCAUAAAGUACUGUCCUCCAGUGUCUGUCAGACAUCUGUAGGUAGCUCUAGUUAGCCUGACAGGAUGCAAGACUUCUUUGCUGUAGUAAUUAAUGCACAUAAGAUUGUUUUCUUUAAUGUGUCAGAUAGUAGGUUUUAGCGCUAAUACAGUAUUUUCAUUUUGGAGUAUUUCUAAUGUAUCCUCUGACAUGUAAUAAACUGAGAAUCCUUCCGACAGAGGGUUUCAGUUCAAGCCAGUCUUUUAUUGAUCCUUCAUAUUGUAUAAUGGUGGGCCUAAUAGACAUUAUGUGUCAUUUAUUAUACGAAUUCACUGUAAAUGUAUGCCAUCAUGAGAGCUGGAAUGUUUUACAGUAACACCAUCUUUCUGGAGUUCAUAUAACCUGCCUUAUCAAAGGAAAAUAUGUAAUAUUCAGAGUUUAUAAAUAAAUACUUUAUGUUAAUCCUUUGAAUGUGUGAGUAACCUUCAACAUUUUGGCUGUUAGCGAACGAACCUGAAGGCUACACAGUAUGUUGAACUGAAUGGUAAAAUUCCCAUCAUUCAGCCAGGAUAAUAUUGUACGGGUAACAUUUGAUGAUGCGGAAGUGUUGGGAUGGACUUUCAUCACGUCAUCCAUUCCACGAGACAAGAACAAAUGACCCUCCUGAGGGAGAUCUGCAGAUCUGCACCGGUUUUCCUGCAUAAGGACCCUUACAGCGAACAAAGAACCACGCCACUGUCCAAGCUACAUAGGAGCAUGUGUACCACAUGUACUGUGGGACCAGGUCUGUCAAAGACAGAAUCAGAUCCACUGUAGAACAGCCUACCGCAUACCUUAUCAGCCUGAUUUAUUGACGUGACGGUUAUCCAUAGGAGUACGAUUCUUAAUCUCAGCAUCGCCCUGUAACGGCUCCACAGUCCAUCUCAUUGGAGGUCAGUGGAAGUGAAUCAGCAUCAGUCAGUGUGUUGGCCGGAUCCCAGGACACCAUGUUCCUAAUUGUCCCCAGCAAGGAAGGCCCGGGAAUAUGAAGCAGCCUGGCACGGCUCCAGCCCUGGAAGAUGCACCGACAGGCUGCCCGUCUAUCUUAUCUCAUUGGCAUAAGUGCAGCAGAAUGAAACCAUUUAUUUUCGCGGGGCAAACUGGAAGCGAGCCAACGAAAGAUGACUAAUGCAUUCUACAUCCAAACAUAUGUCUCCAACUGAACAAUUUAUAAAUUAGGAUUCAGAACACCACACGUUUUCAGCAUAAAUACAUAAGAAUUUUAUAUAAUGUACAUGUAACAGAAAUGUUGUCAUUGCGCUCUGUAUGUGCCAUGAUUUUGUAGAUCAUCCUUCCUGAGCUGUCUGUAAUUUUUCCCUGCUAAAAUGUUUUAUUUUGGGGGGGGGGCUGCACAUUGGCAGUUUUUCCUCCCUCAAAUCAAGGGUCUAAGGGCAGAGGGUGUUGUACACUGUACAGACUGUAAAGCACCCUGAGGCACUGUGAUCUGUGAUUUGUGAUUUUGACUUGUGUGAAUAAAAAUGACUUGAUUUAAA
Molecule: messenger RNA, 3429 nt
Organism: Scatophagus argus
Lineage: Eukaryota; Metazoa; Chordata; Actinopteri; Scatophagidae
Exons: 2
Coding region: 903-1337 (144 amino acids)
Source: RefSeq, a predicted model, not a curated record